AUGGGAGGAUCAAAGAAGAAAACUCAAGUAUGGAAGAAAGCUGUGAUCCAUUUCUCUCUUUGUUUUGUAAUGGGUUUCUUCACUGGCUUUGCUCCUGCUGGUAAGGCCUCAUUUUUCUCUAAUUUCGGUACCACACCCUCUACUUCUACCAAAUCGCAGAUUCCUCCCCAACCUUUAGAAAACUCUACAUACACACCAAAUCCUCUAGUAGAUAAAGCCAUGCUCACUUCCCAAGGCCAAGCACCAGCUCCUGCGCAGUCACAAGAAGCCGAACCAGAAACAAAAUCUCUCUCCGAGACGGAAGAAGAAGUGACACCAAGAGGUCUAGUGAUUGUUGUAACUCCGGUUAUGACGGAAGAGCGUUACAAAAACGUUCUUCUUAGGAGAAUGGCCAAUACUUUGAGGCUAGUCCCGCCUCCGCUAUUGUGGAUACUCGUGGAGAAACACUCCGAUGCUGAAGACGAAAACUCUUCAUCUACAGUGUUAAGAAAGACUGGUCUCAUGUAUAGACGUAUAGUCUUCAAGGAGAACUUCACGAGCUUUGAGUCAGAGCUUGACCAUCAAAGAAACCUAGCGUUGAGACACAUUGAGCAUCACAAACUAAGCGGGAUAGUCCAUUUCGCGGGGCUUAACAAUAUCUACGAUCUUGAUUUUUUCGACGAGAUUAGAGAUAUCGAGGUAUUUGGAACUUGGCCAAUGGCGUUGCUAUCGGCUAAUAGAAAAAGAGUGAUAGUAGAGGGGCCGGUUUGUGAAUCUUCACAAGUGUUGGGGUGGCAUUUGAGAAAGAUUAAUAACGAGACAGAGACAAAGCCUCCGAUUCAUAUCUCAAGCUUUGCUUUCAAUAGUUCCAUACUUUGGGACCCUGAGAGAUGGGGUCGUCCUUCUUCUGUUGAAGGCACAAAACAGGAUUCGAUUAAAUAUGUGAAACAAGUGGUUUUGGAGGACGAUACAAAGUUGAAGGGACUUCCAGCACAAGACUGUUCCAAGAUUAUGCUUUGGCGUCUCAAUUUUCCCACAAGAACACAUUUAAGCACCUGA
This is a messenger RNA of Microthlaspi erraticum, 1038 nucleotides long. NCBI's taxonomy places the organism in Eukaryota, Viridiplantae, Streptophyta, Magnoliopsida, Brassicales, Brassicaceae. The record is from the annotation of a GenBank genome assembly.